Rotaria sp. Silwood1 is the source of this 771-nucleotide messenger RNA. The record is from the annotation of a GenBank genome assembly. NCBI's taxonomy places the organism in Eukaryota, Metazoa, Rotifera, Eurotatoria, Philodinida, Philodinidae.
AUGUUUACAUCAAGUGCUCCGAAGGAACGUGUGAGAGUAUGGAUUAUUCUUGCCUUGUGUACUCUAACGAAUGUUCAAAGUCAAUCAACAUUGUCGCCAUCCGUCUCAUGUCCAGGUUCAGGUUUUGGUGUUUGUGGAAAUCAAUGUUACAAUCAAAGUACACAACAAUGUUUAAAUGGAACAAUAUGUAGUCGUGGCCAACAAUUGUGUGUCGUUAAAUAUGAGACUUGGUACGGAUAUCCGUAUAGUUCACCAUCUAAUCAGUGUUACAAUCCGACAAAUCAAUCAUGUUGGAACAACUCACUUUGCGAAUACCCAUAUCGAUCAUGCAAUCAACGAUGUCUUCGAUACAACGAAUUAUGUAUUAAUAAUAUGACAGUUUGUACUACGAUAAAUUGGUAUUAUUCCUAUUAUUAUUCCUAUUAUUAUUAUUAUUUUUCCUUUUACAAUUAUCAAGUCAGUCAAAUGAAAUCAUGCAACGGUAUAUGUUAUGAUCCUGCAUUUCAAGUAUGUACCAACAGUACUAUUCAGUGUAUUAACAAUUGCUCUGGUCUAUGCUACAAUUCAUCAUCACAGCAAUGUUUAAAUGGAACAGUAUGUAGUCGUAGUCAGCAAUUCUGUUUCGUUAAAUAUGAUAGUACGUAUGGAUAUCAGUAUAAUCCACCAUAUUAUCAAUGUUACAAUCCAACAAAUCAAUCAUGCUUGAACAACUCAAUUUGCGACUAUCCAUCUCGAUCAUGUAAUCAACGAUGUCUUCGAUACAACGAAUUA